This is a messenger RNA of Struthio camelus australis, 513 nucleotides long. It is a transcript of the gene SCT, whose product is annotated as secretin. Gene Ontology annotation, biological process: negative regulation of gastrin-induced gastric acid secretion; positive regulation of somatostatin secretion; brain development. Gene Ontology annotation, cellular component: extracellular region. Gene Ontology annotation, molecular function: hormone activity. The record is from RefSeq and is a predicted model, not a curated record. NCBI's taxonomy places the organism in Eukaryota, Metazoa, Chordata, Aves, Struthioniformes, Struthionidae.
AUGGUUUCCCUGAUGACUGGUCUGUGGCAGCUAUUUAUUCCCGUGAUUGUCCUGUUGCAAUUCUCAGCGUCUCUUCCGUCCCGCGAAAGGACCGAGAGACAUGCGGAUGGGCUCUUCCACAGUGAGCUCAGGAAGAUGAAUGGCAAUGCCUAUGUGCAGCAGCUAGUCAGACACCUAGUGGGCCUCAAGGAGAGGUCCCAGAGGCACUCAGAUGGGCUGUUUACCAGUGAAUACAGCAAGAUGAGAGGAAAGGCUCAAGUUCAGAAGUUCAUCCAAAAUCUUAUGGGCCGCAAGCGCAGCCCUCCAGGCCCAGGCAAUGCAGAUGUGCUGGGGAGAGAGGAGAAAAGCAGCCAUGAGGAUCUUUGCUUUAUGUGGCUAUACCAGAGCUUUCUGAACGCCAGCCACUCGAGCAGUGAUGCCAGGGAAGCUGCUGCAGUUACCAGCCAGUACAUUUGUCCCAUCUCCAAGCAGCUGGUUGCAGAGAUGAAGGAAGAUGAGGACAGUUUUGACUAG